CUUUGCAUACCUAACAUCCCACACAACCAAACUACGGAGGACCCAGCUCUCUCCCUCCGCUUGCAUCCAAUCUUCUAUGGGGUCAUGCUGGUCUCCUGCCUCUACCCACCUCUGGGGUAAACACCGGAUGACAGACAGGAGACUCUAUUGGGGACUCUUACAAGUGUCACAACAGUGGAAGGUCAGACUGACAGGUGGCGUCUUGGAAGGUGGGAAGCUCUGCAGGCUUGUCCUGUCUCCCCUCGGCAGCUCUCUGAGGUGGGUGGAGAUCCCUCGCCAGCCAAUUCCCAAGCCUGAUCUGAGACUGAGAGGAAACGAAGCAUUAGCUCACAUGGCUCGCUUGCUGGUUCUGGCUACAGCCCAGCUUCUCCACAGCGUCCUUCAUCUUCCCCUGCUGGCCCAGGCCUCAAAUGCUGCCCUGCUCCUUCCAACUUUCACUCAGCCUCAGGGAUGGCUCUUCAGGAUGUCUGCAAGUGGCAGGCCCCCGACACUCAUGGACCGUCCCUUCGCUUGCCUCAGGCUGGUGGCUGGGCUGUGCCCCGGGGCUGUGACCCGCAAACCUUCCUGCAGAUCUAUGGCCCCAGGCUGGCUCAUGGCACCACCACCCUGGCUUUUCGAUUCCGUCACGGUGUCAUUGCUGCGGCUGAUACUCGUUCCUCCUGUGGCAACUAUGUGGCCUGUCCAGCCUCACGAAAGGUCAUCCCUGUGCACCGGCAUCUCCUGGGUACCACCUCUGGAACCUCUGCUGACUGUGCCACAUGGUACCGGGUGCUACGGCGGGAGCUGCGGCUUCGGGAACUGAGGGAAGGCCAGCUGCCCAGCGUGGCAGGCACAGCCAAACUCUUGUCAGCUAUGAUGUCCCGUUAUCGGGGUCUGGAUCUGUGUGUGGCCACUGCCCUGUGUGGCUGGGACCACUCUGGCCCUGCUCUCUUCUAUGUCUACAGUGAUGGCACUUGUCUGCAGGGGGAUGUCUUCUCGGUAGGCUCUGGAUCUCCCUAUGCCUACGGUGUGCUUGACCGUAGCUACCACUAUGACAUGACCGUCCAGGAAGCCUACACCCUGGCCCGCUGUGCUGUGGCCCAUGCCACCCACCGUGAUGCUUAUUCAGGGGGCUCAGUGGACCUUUUCCACGUUCGGGAGAGUGGAUGGGAGUAUAUAUCCCGCAGUGAUGCCUGCGUACUGUAUAGGGAGCUGCAGGAAGCCCGGGGCUUCGAGCAGGAGCUGGAGGCAAAAGCUAGUGAAGUCCUUCCUGAGCCUGCCACUCCGCAAGACGCUCGAGAAAGUGAACUCUCUGUGGAACUAGAGGAGGCGACACCAGAAGACUGCAAGACAAUAGUGAAGACCGAAACAAUGUGAGAAAGGACAGAACUUGGGGACCACCGGGACAGGGGAGGGUAGGUCAGGGAAUGAAGCUGCCUUGGCAGGGUUUGUUCUGGGAGCAGCCUCAUGGCAUCUGGGUCUGGCCCUUCCGGGUUGCCUGCUUUAUUUGUUAAAGUCCCCAUCCUCUCUGCCUCCCAGAGCUA
Messenger RNA from Rattus rattus (black rat), 1523 nucleotides. RefSeq names its product proteasome subunit beta 11 (gene Psmb11). The transcript has a single exon. Gene Ontology annotation, molecular function: threonine-type endopeptidase activity. The record is from RefSeq and is a predicted model, not a curated record. Lineage: Eukaryota; Metazoa; Chordata; Mammalia; Rodentia; Muridae. Gene Ontology annotation, cellular component: proteasome core complex. The coding region runs from base 451 to 1356 and encodes 301 amino acids.